This is a messenger RNA of Pyricularia grisea, 342 nucleotides long. RefSeq lists its product as uncharacterized. The transcript has 2 exons. Gene Ontology annotation, biological process: nucleoside metabolic process. NCBI's taxonomy places the organism in Eukaryota, Fungi, Ascomycota, Sordariomycetes, Magnaporthales, Pyriculariaceae. The coding region runs from base 1 to 342 and encodes 113 amino acids. Gene Ontology annotation, molecular function: catalytic activity. The record is from RefSeq and is a predicted model, not a curated record.
AUGCUUGCCGGUCACUGCGUCGUUAUCGUAACUUGGGCGCCGGGAUUAACCGGUAACGUUAACGCCGGCCGCGUCACGGGCUCGGUGUCUAGGACGUUUUCUUGCCUCCGCAUGGAUAUGCUCGUCGGUGUCGGUGGUGGUGUGCCCCGCGCCCAACCCUCAGACGACCCUACCCAAGACUUGCAUGUUGGGGAUAUUGUGGUCGGUUGGCCCGGCGACGGAAGGCCCGCGAUUGCUACGGGAAACGCGGUGGUGAGGGACGGCGAACGGCGGGAUCAGAUUCGAGACCUGUGCAACGGUGCUUUUUGCAUCGAGAUGGAGGCCGCGGGGGGUCCGUUGUGA